AUGUCGGGAAAGAUGACGUUGUACAAGUUGGUGGUGUUGGGAGAUGGUGGUGUCGGCAAGACAGCGCUCACAAUUCAGUUGUGUUUGAAUCAUUUCGUCGAAACGUAUGAUCCGACGAUCGAAGACUCGUACCGAAAGCAGGUGGUGAUCGACCAGCAGUCGUGCAUGUUGGAAGUCCUGGAUACUGCGGGUCAGGAAGAAUAUACGGCCUUGAGAGACCAGUGGAUCCGUGACGGCGAGGGAUUCGUGCUUGUCUACAGCAUCACGUCGCGCGCCUCGUUCUCCCGGAUACAGAGGUUCUACAACCAGAUCAGGAUGGUCAAGGAAUCCGCCAACUCCGGAUCCCCCUCCGGCGCCAGUUAUCUAGGCUCCCCCGUCAACGCUUCGUCCGGCGCUUCGCUCCCCGUUCCCGUGAUGUUGGUUGGCAACAAGAGCGACAAGGCCGUCGAGCGAGCCGUGUCGGCCCAGGAAGGACAGGCAUUGGCCAAAGAGUUGGGUUGCGACUUUGUGGAAGCCUCCGCCAAGAAUUGCAUCAAUGUUGAAAAGGUGUUCUACGACGUCGUUCGAAUGCUUCGGCAGCAGCGUCAACAACAGGGCGGACGGUCUCAGGAUCGGCGACCGACCGGCUUGGGCAGCAUGCGCGACCGUGACGCCGGCCCGGAGUACCCCAAGUCUUUCCGACCAGACCGCUCACGGCGCAGCGGUAUGAAGUGUACCAUUCUGUGA
Messenger RNA from Aspergillus melleus, 726 nucleotides. It is a transcript of the gene rasB, whose product is annotated as Ras small monomeric GTPase RasB. Gene Ontology annotation, biological process: signal transduction. The record is from RefSeq and is a predicted model, not a curated record. Lineage: Eukaryota; Fungi; Ascomycota; Eurotiomycetes; Eurotiales; Aspergillaceae. Gene Ontology annotation, cellular component: plasma membrane. The transcript has 2 exons. The coding region runs from base 1 to 726 and encodes 241 amino acids. Gene Ontology annotation, molecular function: GTP binding; GTPase activity; GDP binding.